Molecule: messenger RNA, 804 nt
Organism: Folsomia candida
Lineage: Eukaryota; Metazoa; Arthropoda; Collembola; Entomobryomorpha; Isotomidae
Product: lipopolysaccharide-induced tumor necrosis factor-alpha factor homolog
Exons: 4
Coding region: 146-568 (140 amino acids)
Molecular function (GO): zinc ion binding
Source: RefSeq, a predicted model, not a curated record
AAAGUCAAACAUCCGCAGUUUCUACGCCAUUGUUCGUGAAGAGGGAGUACAUAUUUCACAUUUGCUUCACAGCAAACAAUAACGUUGUCCUGGUCGGAUGAAUCACAUCAUAAUUUUGCGACAACUAACUUGAGUAUUUUCCAGAAUGGCGCAACAACCUGUGAAUCCAACAAUGAAUCAGAAAUUUGACGCACCGCCUCCGUAUUUUCCUGAACAAGUGGGAAUGCAUCAACCUCCCCCACCGGGAUUUGUGCAACCAACAAUGACUUCGACGACCACGGUCAUCACCACGGAACCAAUACUUGGCCCCUCUCACCUUGUUGUAACUGGAUACGUUUUGCCCCAAUCCCAUAAAUCGUGUAACAUCCAAUGUCCAUAUUGUCACGCGGACAUCAGCACUGCGACCAGUUCUGAGACCGGAAUGUUGACACAUUUAAUUGCUAUUAUCCUAUGCGUUGUUGUUUGCUGGCCCUGCGUGUGCAUUCCUUAUUGUGUUGACGGCUGCAAAGAUACGAGUCAUCACUGUCCAGCUUGUAAAAGGCAUCUCGGAGUUAUUAAAAGACUCUAACGUUCUAGGACAUUACUACACCCACAGCUCAAAAUGACGUGACCGCUCUGUUGAUGGAACAAUAAUAUCUACGUAAAUACAUAUGCACAUAUUCUGGUGGUGAUGAAUUAUCCAUUGAUAUAUAGCUACUCGUUGACGUUUUAUUUUUAUCAUUAAUCGACUACUUUUCAAUUACAAACUUGUCCAACGCUAUCGGACAGAUGUUAAGUUAAUAAAAUUAUGCCAUUGAAUAAGAA